This is a messenger RNA of Ricinus communis (castor bean), 1498 nucleotides long. RefSeq lists its product as uncharacterized. The transcript has 5 exons. The coding region runs from base 485 to 1291 and encodes 268 amino acids. The record is from RefSeq and is a predicted model, not a curated record. Gene Ontology annotation, molecular function: ubiquitin binding. NCBI's taxonomy places the organism in Eukaryota, Viridiplantae, Streptophyta, Magnoliopsida, Malpighiales, Euphorbiaceae.
GUCCCAUUCUAUAUUUUCCCUCUUACAUUACAGUACACAGAGACAGACCAAGACACCCAGAACUAAACCCACUUGCUGGUUCCUCCAUCCCCAUCGCUAGUAAAGUACUUUUCUUGUAUCUACCGUCUGCGCUCUGCAAACUUGUAUCAAUAGUUGAAAAGAAAAAAAGAAAAAAAAAAAAAAAUCUCAAGAGGAUUCGCAAUUAAAUUAAAAAAAGAUAAAUGCCCAUCUAACUUUAACCAAACCCUCGCUCAUUUUUUCUCUUCUCUUUGCUACUUACUUCCCUGUCGACCCCCUAGGGUUGCCUUAUAACCAAAAGCACCAUUUUAAGAAAACGAUACAUGAACCUUAUGGUGAAAGAUAAUUGAACUUGAUAUAAUCUCUGGGUUUGUUUUUUUAGAUCCCACUUUUCUAAUCUUUUUGGGUUAUUUUUUGAGAGAUAUAAUUGAGAAAAACCCUAGGGGGUUUUAAGUCAGAGUCUAAAAUGUCAGCAGGAGUAUGUGGGAAGAGAGUUGGGUUCGAGGAAAUCUUUGGAUCUUCCUCCGCAGCUAAGAGAUCAAGGUGUUCUGGUUUUGGAUCACCUACCCGAUCCACUGAUUUCGGGUCUGGAUCCGAUGAUACCCUUUUCACCUUGCUCCAAAUGUUCCCUUCUUUGGAUCCUGAGUUGGUGAGAACUGCUCAUAGGAACCACAACAACAAGGUUGACGAUGCUGUCAAGACUUUAAUGAAAAUUUCAUUUGGUGAUGCUGUGGAAAGAAAUAAAUUGCAGAGCUUUGAGUCUGCUACAAUUGGAAACUGUGAUGCUGUCCCUCCAAUGAGCAUGACUGCAUGUCUUCAAAUGCCAGAAGAAGAGGUUGAAAAGAAAGCGAGUGAUUAUGAAAAUGCAGUAGAUGGCUCCAAGUGGGUGGAUUUAUUUGUGCAGGAGAUGAUGAAUGCAGCAGAUCUUGAUGAUGCCAGGCGGCGCUCUGCCCAAAUUUUAGAAGCUUUCGAAAGAAGUAUAACUGCUCAGGCCAAUAGAUUAGAACAGCUGGAGCUUACUUCACUAAAGGAGCAUCUGCAGAGUCUGUUGAAUGACAACCAAAUCCUGAAGAGAGCUGUUGCCAUUCAGCACGAACGCAAUUUGGAGCAAGAGGAGAAGACAAAGGAAGUGCAAAACUUAAAGCUUCUGUUAAACCAGUACCAAGAGCAAAUCCGAAGUUUAGAGCUGAACAACUAUGCAUUGAAACUCCAUCUCCAAAGGGCACAGCAAAAUAGCAAUAUUCCAGGCCACUUUAAUCCAGAUAUAUGUUAAGGUUACUUGAGGUGUCAUCACAUAAUUUAAUGUUUCUUAAUAUAUGAUUCUUCUUUCUUUCUUUUUUAUUCCCUCUUUUAACAUAUUUUAUUUUUUCCCCUAAUUAGUUAAGAGGUAAUUAUGAUAAGGAUUUACACACGGUUGUACUAAAGUUGGAAGCUAUGAGUACUAAUUGAGGCCAAAUAAACAUUGGCUGUUUGUGUGAAA